CUAUAAGGUGUGAGGAUGUCACUGUCUAUUUCUCCAUGGAGGAGUGGGAGUAUCUAGAAGGACACAAGGAUCUCUACAGAGACGUGAUGAUAUCUAAUUACCAGACCCUCUGCUCACUUGAUAAAUCCCUGGUGAUAAAUACAGCCAAAGUGUGUAAUAUUCCUUUUUCCAAACAAUAUUAUAUGAAAGAAGAGAGAAUGGACUAUGAGACCAACCCAGCAGUGAGAUUAAAUGAGCCAAGAAGAGAAGAGAGAAAUGUUAAUGGGGAAUCAGGCUUAUGUGAAGAGUGGCAGAAGAGCAAAAAUCCAUCUACUAAUAUUAAGGAGGAAUCCGUACUACAUAAAGGAGUAAUUCUAACAGACACAGACAACAAUACUCCCAAGAACAAUACACCGGUAGAACAAACAUCUGUUUCUAUUAAGAAGGAAGAAAGCAAUAUCCCAGACACUGACAUUUAUAUAUCUAAUAAUACAGGUAUCAGCACAGAGCCGGAAAACAAUGGGAACACCUCAAUAAUUAAUAGAAGUGAAAGGGUCACAGUUGAUAAUAGUGCUACUUCAGUAUCUCAACAAUCAACACACUGCACACAUAAAAUGUAUACAUGUUCUGAUUGUCAUAAAUGUUUCACUGGUGACUCUGAUCUUAUUAAACAUCAGGGAAUUCCCAUAGUAAAGCAGUUCAAAUGUUCAGAAUGUGGUAAAUACUUUGCUUCUAAAUACAACCUUGUUGUACAUUCUAGAACUCACACUGGAGUUAAGCCAUUCCCAUGUUCUGAAUGUGGGAAAUGUUAUAGCUUUAAAUCACACCUUCUUACACAUCAGAGGAGCCACACAGGGGAGAAACCAUUCCCGUGUUCUGUAUGCGGGAAAACAUUUAGCCGUAACUCGCAUCGAAUUGCACAUCAGAAUGCCCACACAGGAGUGAAAUCCUUCUCGUGUUCUGAAUGUGAGAAAUGUUUUAAGUAUAAGUCACAUCUUAUUUCACAUCAGAAGAUUCACACAGGAGAAAAACCUUACCUGUGUUCUGACUGCGGGAAAUGCUUUAAUCGUAGAUCAAAUCUUGUAGAACAUCAGAGGAGUCACACUAGAGAGAAACCAUUCUCAUGUUCUAUAUGUGGGAAAUGUUUUAAAUCUAAUUCAUAUCGCAUAAGACACCAAAAUGCUCACACUAAAAAAAGCCUUGUGUUUUGAAUGUUGAAAAUGUGUUAAUGCUAAUUUAAUUCACAUUAAAUAUAUUGUACAGGACAGAAACUAUUUCAUGUUCCAUUUGUAAAAAAAAAAUAUUUUCUCGUAAAGGACCGUUUACUAAAUAAUAAAAGGAUUCAUUUUGUGUAGAAAAAAAUGAAUGGGAAGUGGUAUGGCUGCUAUUUCACAUCGAUGGGUUCUUCCUGAUCAGCUGCAAGCCGAUUUAUUCACAAAAAGUUGUUUUACACACCAAACUGUUU
This is a messenger RNA of Pelobates fuscus (common spadefoot toad), 1444 nucleotides long. Its product is annotated as gastrula zinc finger protein XlCGF17.1-like. The record is from RefSeq and is a predicted model, not a curated record. NCBI's taxonomy places the organism in Eukaryota, Metazoa, Chordata, Amphibia, Anura, Pelobatidae. Bases 36 to 1190 code for a protein of 384 amino acids. Gene Ontology annotation, biological process: regulation of transcription by RNA polymerase II. Gene Ontology annotation, molecular function: RNA polymerase II cis-regulatory region sequence-specific DNA binding; DNA-binding transcription repressor activity, RNA polymerase II-specific. The transcript is spliced from 2 exons. Gene Ontology annotation, cellular component: nucleoplasm.